UUUUGUUUGUUCUUGUUCGUGUUCUUGUUCUUUGUCGGGUUAGAUCUGUUUUUUGCUGUCUCAUGUGGAAGAAUUUUGGAAUAAUUUCAAAUCACUGAUAUAGAAGAGGAAGAAGAAGAAGAAGAAGAAGGGAUUCAGAUGAUGAUGAAAGGGAAUUUUUUGUCUCAACAACAACAUCAACAACACCAAGUUUUAAUGGAUGAAAAUUUGUCCAAUUUGACUUCUGCAUCUGGUGAAGCUACUGCUAGUGUUUCUUCUGCUAAUCACUAUUUUGAUCCUCAAUCCCAACACCCGCCGCCGCCGCCGCCACCGCCUCCGCCUCCUCCUCCGAAGAAGAAACGCAACCUCCCCGGAAACCCCGACCCAGAUGCGGAAGUGAUAGCAUUAUCGCCGAGAACACUAAUGGCGACGAAUCGAUUCGUAUGCGAGAUCUGCAACAAAGGGUUUCAAAGAGAUCAGAAUCUUCAACUACAUAGAAGAGGACACAAUCUACCAUGGAAGCUGAAGCAAAGAUCAAACAAAGAAGUGGUGAAGAAGAAGGUAUAUGUGUGCCCAGAGAGCAGCUGCGUCCACCAUGACCCAUCAAGAGCCCUUGGAGACCUCACAGGUAUCAAAAAGCACUUCUACAGAAAGCAUGGCGAAAAGAAGUGGAAAUGCGAUAAGUGUUCUAAGAAAUAUGCUGUUCAAUCUGAUUGGAAAGCUCACUCCAAAAUCUGUGGCACUAAGGAGUACAGAUGUGACUGUGGAACACUGUUUUCAAGGAGAGACAGUUUUAUAACUCAUAGAGCUUUCUGCGAUGCAUUGGCGGAUGAAAGUGCAAGAUCAGCUAUGGCGUUAAACCCGCUAAUUUCUUCUUAUAAUAAUAAUAAUAAUAAUUUUGUUAUUAAACGGGACUUUAGUAAUGGUAACAAUAUGAGGGCGGAGAUUCCACCGUGGCUACACUCGAAUGAUCUUCGAGGGGAAAUUUUUAUUGGGAGUUGUCAAGACGAGCAUCCGCACCAGAAUCAUGAAACCCUAAACCCGAACGGGCACGGGCACGGACACGGGUGCGGGGCGAGUAUUGGACUUCCUCCUCCUUCUUCAUAUCAGUGUUCUUCGGUUUCUUCUCCUCAUAUUUCAGCCACUGCAUUGCUGCAGAAGGCAGCUCAAAUGGGUGCCACCAUGAGUAGUACCACUACCACGAGUGGCUCUAUGCAAAGGCCCCACAAGAUGGUUCACGUGUCUACAGGUGAUUAUGGGCAGAUCGGAGGAGGAGCGGUGAGUUGUAGUAGUAGUUGUACUGAUUACGGGCACAAAGCUGCGGCGGUUUCAGCUUCGGAACCUGCCACUUUUCUUCACGACAUGAUAAAUUCCCUCUCUUCUGCUUCGGCUUCUCAUCCCUUCCUACAAGAUUCCUCCUUUAACGACGUCACGGCGUUCCCCGCCAUGCAUCACCACAUCGUCCCCGCUACUGCCACCACCACGGUCACCGCCGCUUCGGGCGGUCGAAGCGACGGUUUAACGAGGGAUUUUUUGGGGCUUCGCCCUCUUUCCCAUGGAGAUAUUCUAAGCCUUACUGGUUUUGGGAACUGCAUUGUUCCUAAUUCCUCCAAUCUUCAAAGUCAAAUCCAGAAGCCAUGGCAGGGUUAGAUUCUUAUUACAAGAGAUGAACAACAUUUUUAUUUUCUCAGCUGUUUUUUUUUUUUUUUUCACGUAAAUUACUUUAUGGAAUGUUCAUCAUUUGUAAGCUUAAUUAUUGUCACCUUUAUUUUAUAUGAAAAGAAUAUUUCAUAUCUUAA
Molecule: messenger RNA, 1778 nt
Organism: Cucurbita pepo subsp. pepo (vegetable marrow)
Lineage: Eukaryota; Viridiplantae; Streptophyta; Magnoliopsida; Cucurbitales; Cucurbitaceae
Product: protein indeterminate-domain 7
Cellular component (GO): nucleus
Molecular function (GO): DNA-binding transcription factor activity
Source: RefSeq, a predicted model, not a curated record